Messenger RNA from Struthio camelus australis, 9187 nucleotides. NCBI's taxonomy places the organism in Eukaryota, Metazoa, Chordata, Aves, Struthioniformes, Struthionidae. The record is from RefSeq and is a predicted model, not a curated record.
GAUCCUGAAGGUAGCGUUUCUGAGCCCAGGGAAUGGAGACCGCUCAUUUAUAGGAAGUGCACAGACGUUCUCUGGUUGCUCCUCUUCUUUAUUUUCUGGGCUGGCUUGAUGUUUAUAACUGGCUAUGCUGUGAUGGCUGGUGCUGCAGAAAGACUUGUGCUUGGAUAUGACAGCUUCGGGAACAUAUGUGGUAGGAAGAACUCUCCUGUAAAAGGGGCACCCCUUUCUGGACAGGACAUGACUAACAAAAAGUAUGUAUUCUUUCUGAAUUCAUGCAGGCUGGAAAUGCAAAGCCUCAAAAUCAGUUCAGUUUCCUUGUGCGUGUCUAGUUGUCCACAAGAGCAACUCAACUCUUUGGAAGACAUCCAGAGUUUUGCAAGGAACAAUGGUUCUCAUCUCUGUGUUUACAACUUGAAUGUUUCCAGUUACAUACUAAAUCCAAAGGCAGCUGACCUGUGUCCCACACUGCCAGUUCCACCAAGUAAAUCUUUUCCAUUGUUUAAUCGGUGUGUUCCACAAAAUCCUGAAUGCUAUUCCAAGUAUGCGUCUGUCUUAAUAAAUAUGAUUAAUGAAAUGGAUGCUCUUCACCGUGCUCUUGGUGGAAUAUUGGCAGGAAGAGAUACUGUAAUAGGACUGAGUGUCCUUGCACUAGCCUUCUCUUUUAUACUGGUUUUAACCUUCAGAUUCAUUCAAACACUUCUGGUCCAUACUUUGAUUGCACUGGUUGUGUUUGGUUUGCUAUUUGUCUCAGGUGUUCUUUGGUGGCUCUAUUAUGACUACAGGAAUGACCCCAGCACUGAAUUGGAAACCGAAAAGGAAAAUAUAAAAUUUGUACUUGGAUAUGCUAUCUUCUCUACAAUAGUUACAAUUGUUCUGCUUUCCCUCAUACUUGCACUAAGAAAGAGGCUUCAAUUCACAGUACAGCUCUUCCAGAUUGUUAACAAAAUAAUUAGAAGAAUCCCUUUCCUGCUGUUCCAACCACUUUGGAGUUUUCUGAUUCUCGUCGUCUUCUGGGUAUUUUGGGUUGCUGUGCUACUCAGCUUAGGAACUGCAGGUACUGCAGAGAUUACUUCAGGAGGACAAGUGGAAUAUAGAGCUCUGUCUGGAAUUCACUACAUGGCAUGGUACCAUUUUGUUGGCCUUAUCUGGACUAGUGAAUUCAUUCUUGCUUGUCAGCAAAUGACGAUUGCUGGAGCAGUGGUUACUUGUUACUUCAACAGAAAUAAAAAUAGCCCACCACGUCACCCAGUCCUGUCUUCCAUAUCAGUUCUUUUUUGCUAUCAUCUAGGAACUGUUAUAAAAGGGUCGUUUUUAAUCACAGUACUAAGAAUACCAAGGAUUUUUCUCUUGUACCUUUAUAAUUUCCUAAAACAAAAGGAAAGCGCGUGUGCAAAGUGCCUGUUCAAGUGCUGUUUCUGCUGGUUUUGGUGCCUAGAAAGGUGCUUAAGAUACUUUAACCAGCUUGAGAUGGGCCUUGCAGAGGGCCACCUGCUAUUUCCAAGGGUGUGAAGCCUUAACAUCUCCUUGAGUUGUGCCAGAGAGACUGCAGAAAUGUGGAGUAUCCGGGUGGAAAGAAGCACUGAAGAAGCAAGAUACCCACCAGAUGUGUCAUUAAACUAGGGAGCUGGAUGUCUGCAGCUUAUUACUUUAUUUCUAUUAGAGAUAGAAUCUAGGGACUUUAUCAGAACUGGGACCCUGUUGUGUUAGACACUGUACCCAGUUCCUGUCUAUUGCUUUUAUAAAACCUUAUAGGUCGAUAUAUUAUUUUCCUCUUGAAGGUCCCUAUUAAAAGCAAACAUUCAACUGUUGGCUGAUUUCUAUUAUUAAUAUACCUGGUAGUGUAAGCCAUGAUGAAAAAGCCAGAUGAUACAAUAAUAUCUUUCUUUGAAAGACAUUUUUGUUUUGUUAGCAGUUUGUUUCAAAAGUGUUUUUAUUAGAAGUAGAUGAUUUCUGACAUACAGCACUUUUUCAGACACUUGACUCCCACUCCUUCCUUCCUGAUCCGUUUCUCCGAGUUUUUUCCAACUCCAUUUGCAUGAUUGUAUAUAGUUAUUUUUUCUCUUUGUCAGUCCCCUUUUGUCCUCUGGUGGCUGUGGUAUCCUUAAUGUGAAAGGAAUCAUAUGCUGUUCAUUUUGAUUCCUAACUCUGUAACUGUUGCUUUUCUUUUUCUCGUUGUUGAGGCCAGUAGUGAAGUACACGAGACGAUCCUGAAAAAUUGUCUGACAACUUGUUCUAAUGAAGGUGCAUAAAUUAAACUUAAUUCUGGACAACUAUAAAGAAGAAGUCUUUCACUUAUUGCAGUCUAGAUUUAAUACUGUGUGGCAAAAUCUCUAGUACUAGCUGAUGAAUUUUCCAGACUUACAUUUCUUUGGGUAGAUCUUAUGGUCACUGACUUGAUGAGGAAUCUCAGAGUUAGUUUUGACUCCAGGCAUGCCACUUAUUGUCACCCUUCCCUUGGCUUCCUGCCUUUCAAAGAGAUAGCCAGCAUCCUCGUGUUUGCCUUUUCCAGCUGUUAUAUGCUAUGUGUGUUUAAAGAAAAAAAAGAACUAAUUAUUGUGAUGUUCUUUCUUUGUUUCAGAAGCUUAUAUUUGUUCUCUUAAAAGGGUUCCUGUUUCCUAAUUUAUUGCAGGAAAGAAAAUCUGUUCUUGUAUAUGAAUUGGGUUUUUUUUAACCUAAUGAUGAUAAUUUUAUGUUUACUGUUGAAUAAUUGUUUGUUUGAAUGUCUUUUUGACAAAGCGGAUGGCAUUCUGUGUGCUCCAAACCCAGGGCAAUUUGGGAGAGGGUUGGAGGAGAAGAAAAGCAGGAAUAUUUCAUAAGAUAGGUAAUAGAAAUUUUAUCUGUAUGAAAGGGUAAUAUCAGGCUCAGAUCAGUGCAUUAAAUAGAACGAUUAAUUUAUCAAAUCAUUUUUUUCUUAAUUUUUUUUCCUAUAAAGAACAUAUUCAAGCCUGAUUUUUUAAAAAUAGAUAUCUUGAUUAAGAUUGAAAAUAUGAUCCAGUCUUCAAUUUUGCAAAAUCUAUGGCCAAAUAUUAAAAAAAAAGAAAAAGUCAGAGCCUACAAUUUAAGCAGCUUAACAUAUGGCUUGAUUAACAGAAGUGCUGACCUCUUGAGAGCUCUCAUUGAGAUCAGUGAAAGCUGCUGUGUACUGCCUUGAAAUUUCACAUAGUUAUUGAACAUGGACUCAAGAAUAAGACUUCAUGAUUUUUUUUAAAUUGCUUAUACAUAUGUUUCUAACAUUUUGAAAGUAUUUUUGAGUAUUCAGAUUCUGAUUUUUAUAUGAGUUGAAAUUACUAAAAUGUAGAACAGCUGUUACAAAAGUUGGUCCAAAACUCAUUGCGUGUACUCACAUUCCUUGCUAUGUUGUUGCCUUUUACCCCAGAAUUACAUUCACCACAGUAAUAAACAUACAAUUACCUGGAAAUGCUUAAAAAAAAAAAAAAAAAGCCUUCCCAAUCACUUCUGCACUGUUUUCUUCAACCUGUUGUUAUAUUGCGUAAAUGAUAUAAAUUCUUUCUUGUCCUUCAUUCACAAGUUUGAUCAGGAUUAAAGAGAGUCUUUGUUUUCCCUCUGGGAAACAUGCGGAUGAGAAACAGGUGUCGGAGGAAGUAACAUUGGUGAUAGAGUGUGUGAGGUGCUUUCUUCCCGUGCACCAAGUGCUGUGUUGUGUUGUCAAAGGGUACUUUGUAGGCUGAGCGUGCCAUCGUUCAUGUGGGAUUUAACACUGACUUUGACUGUUGCGUGCCUCCCUGAAUGACUCGUCUUCUCCAGACUCAGCUGAGUUCUCUGCAGCUCUCUUGCAACGUCGCUCAGAAGGGGCCAAAAAGGUACCCUCUUGUCUUCCCAUCAUGUCAGAGUGCUUGUGCUUGUACUAGUUGCUAACAGUUGCCAUAUUUCCAGUGGCAGUUUUUGGAGGAAUGGGAAUGUAAGCCUAGUAUCCUGUUCACAUUGCAAUGUGGAUAAUUACAUUCUGCCUUCCGAAGAGUUCUCUUGGAUUUGCAACUGGAUCCUGUGCUAAACUGCGGUGUAGUGUUGCUAUGUGCUGUUAAACAGUUCACUCCUUAAGCUGUUCCAUUUCAGUCAUGGGCAAAGUGAUUCAUGUGUGUGUAUAAUCCAUUAGUAACAAUUGUAAAGCACUCUGGGUUCUAUCUGGAUGAAAAGUGCUUUCUGAAUAUAAAGUCAUUAUCCUUACUUGACAGUUCUGUUUGCCAACACUUGUCAGAAUUACCACAGAUUUUUCAUCUUCUGGCUCUGAUAGGUUCAGUGUGUUCCAGAUAAACAUAUCCAAUCAUCUCAAGAAAAAUCUGGUAGAUUGAAACUGCUCUUCCAUAAAAAGAAUAUACUGUUUUCUUUAUGUGGUUUGGGAGCUAUAAGGUCUGUCUGUCUCCUGCUCUUUUAAAUUGUUGUGGCAAACUCUUAACUUUUGAUACAUCAAAGAAGUCACUUUUUUUCUUGUAGCCUUUCUGCAAUGACUUUUUUUUUUUUUAACACAGUAUAUCUAUUGCAGGAUAAUUUUGCUUUUCUGUGUCUGCUUUGGGUUCAUCUGUAGCCAGUUGGCAAGCAACUGUUCCAAAGUGGAUUUCUGAAGGAGUGGCAGAGUAGUAUGUGGUUUCUCUAUUUUCAUCAGCGCAGUGACCUGUAGCGUAGCCUUCAGGACUCGGCAGUAGCCAUUACUGAUGAAGGGCAAUGUGAUAGCCUGGUCAUGAGAACCCUUACGGAUACUGAAAGCUAGCAACUGUCCAGUGUAAAAAACAAACAAACAAACAAAAAAACCAAAAAACAACGGAAGCAAGGCUUGACUAAUGGUCUUAUAUCCGUGGCAAUUGAUUAUCUUUUACACUUUGGAUGGAGGCCUAUCAGGAGGUUGUGGUUAAAUGCCUUGUGCAGAAAUGACCUAGAUAAAACCAAAAUUCAUGUGUGCUAAUAUAAAUACAGUUCUCCUCUGCACUGCCAAACUCAUUGUGCUUCACCCCAUCUAGUACUUCUUUUUCCUUCCAAAAACAAUACUGUAUUUUAAUGUUACUGGCAAAAUUGCUACUAGAUGUUAAGCUAAAUUUUCAAUCAUCUUGAAAGUACAGUUAGCUAAAAUGUUCAUCUUCAGUGAAAUCAUAUUUUGAAUAUGUUUGUUUUCCCUGAGGAGGCUGUAUGUGCUACAACAGGAGAUAACAUUUAUUAGGUCUUUAUUUGCUCUAUAUGGUGAACUACAUGGGGGACAGAGAUGAACAAGACUGACUUGCUUUGACGCAGGCAGAACUGAACAGCAGGGUGGUCUGUAACCUGACAGUGCCUUAUGACCUCCCUGAAUCAUUUCCAGUUUGCUAAACAGAAGCCUUUCUCCUCUCCCUCUUCUCUUAAGAGAAGGCAAUGAAGCAAGCAGCCAGGAAUUCAUGCCUUUAAGAGGGGCAAUUUCUGAACUACUCUGGCUAUGUUUAGUUUGUUUUUAUUUUGGAGCUCCCAAAUGAGAACAUUGUUGCAGUAAGGAGGAUGCCACUGUUAGCUAUUCAAGUAAUGAUGUACUCGGAGAAUGAUGGGUAUUUAAGGCAGGACCCUUGUGGUCCAGCCCCUGUGGUUGAAACAGAGCCCUGAUGUAGCUAUGCGUUGCUGCAGGAAAGGAGAUCCAACUACCCUCCCGAGGAGAAAGAUGUGUUGGUUGUACCCAGUGGGUGACAGCCAUGGAGGGAGUGGGUGAAAAACUGUGAAUUGGAGUGCGCUAAAUGAUAGUCUCUGAAGAUAGUUUUACCUGUGAAGAGAAAGAUGGAUAUAUACAGAAAGACUGGUUUGAGGAACUGGAAUACUAGAAAUAGGAUGAAAUAUAGUAGUUUGGUAUGAUUAGCCUAAGGACUGAAAAUAAUCAUUUCUGUAUUAGCUAGAUGCUUUUUGGUUGGAAGUGACGGAGAACAUUAGCGUGUCUGUCAACCAUAGGGCAAAAGCCAUCAGUUAAUGCAGCUGCAGAAAGGGUAGAUUCAGUCCUAGCAGGUGUGGGAUGAAGUACUUCCAACACAGAGAAGGGGAGCAAUGUCACUGUACAAGCUGCUGAUUAGGCAGUCAGGCUUAUCUCACAAGAGUGAGUUGGAAUAUCCUGCUGUGUCUACUCUGACAAAUGAAGGGUAAGAGCAAACAGGUUUGCCAUCUGUGAGUGUAUCAGGAAGAGAAACAAAAGGGAGGGAUAAGAGCUGAGACAAGAUUGGAAGAAGAAUGAAUAGAUGUAAACUAUUCAUGGGUAAACAUUGUCUGGAAAUUGGAAAAAGGUUCCUAAGGACCAGAGAGACAAUGGUCUGGAACAGCACCAGAUGUACAGGGUUGGAGGGGGAAAAGCCCUAAGUAGCUUAAAGAGGGAGCUUUCAACUCAGUAGAAGAAACUGUGUAGUUUGAAACAGCCAGGGACUCGAGUGGCUGAAAGUCCAUUCCAGUCUUACACGUCCUCAUCACUUCAGUGUGGUCUCAUUGGCCCCUGUUGCUAUAAUUUCCCACCACUGUCUGAGAGGCAUGAUACAGCUUUCUCACUGUGUCAGCGAUGACCUGCACAGUAGCCACAGAGACAGCAUUGUCACUGGCUACCACUCGAUUUUACUUUUUGAGGGGAUUCCUCAGCUGUGCACUCACAAGCUAGGAGCACUUAAAAGUCCUGCCUGAGCUCCACUGCAUUGCACUGGGUGUAGAUAACCAAAGCAAGUCCCCAAGAGAGUUGGCCCCAAGAAAAUCAGGUCAGUCUGAAAAUACCAGUAAAGCAGAAAAAGCUGAAGUGGGAUGUGAGACCAGCAUGUCUCCUGCUUCUUUUUUAAGAAGACUCUGUUGCUAUAGCAAUCCUUUCCCCCUAAGCUCAUUUUAUCAAAGCAGGUCCUAGAAUGGAGGGCUGAAUUCAGCUGUUACACAAAGUAGCAAUUAUUCUCAACAAUCAGGGAAGUUACGGCCUGGAUCUGAGCCACAGUGCCUUUCUCAUGAAACUAGCAGAUCAAUUUUUCCAAGACCCUUGACAUUCUGUGUUGCGAAGCACAGAAGGAUGUCUUUAAAUAGUUUUUUGCAUGCUGUGGUGUUUGGAAAUAUGUAAACAUUCACAUUCCUUAUUUAUUCAUUCUGACACUGAGAAACUAGUGUCUAGUUCCCAGGCCUCAAGCCAGAAGAGGCUUGUGUUCUUCAGAAAGGUGAUGACACAGUACUGACUUACUAGUGCAAGAAUAAAGACUGCUCCUGACCCACCGUCUCUCAGGCUUUCUGAUCCAUGCUGCAGCACUGAUGUCAUUACUGCUUGCUUAUCAAUGUAGCAGAAACUACCAUCAUAAAACAUCGAUGCAUUGAGCAAAGAUUAAGAACAUCAUAAUAGCUAUACUGAGUCAGACUGAACCUGCAUCUAGCUUGGUAUCCCUUCCCCAGCAGUGGUUGUGAGCGAGUGCUAGGAAAGAGUGAGAAGAGUGUACGUUUCCCCAUCCCCAGUGCCCUUUCUGAAUCUUGUUUUCAGCCUAGGGACUUCUUGAGCUGGUUAUAGUUUCUGUGUGUUUAAUUACUCUCAGUGGAUUCCCGUUCCCUGAACUUUUCCAGUCUCCCUUGAGCCCCUGCGAGCGUUUAGCAGCUACCGCAUUCUUUGGCUAGCAGGUCACAGCUUACAGACCACAGUGAGAAGAAACUAUCAUCAGUUUUUUGAAUCUGGCGUCUACUAGCUUUGUAUGGUUCCCCCUCUGCCUAGUCCUUGCAUCGGAAGAAACAAUAAGCCAUCUAACCCUAUCUACCCCCUCCACGUUUUUCAUGAUUUUUCUAGCUUUCUUACCACAUCCUCCUUCAUUCAUCUCUUUUCCAGACAGAAGAGUCUGGUGUACUCAGUUGUUCCCCAGACAGAAGACAUACCAUACCUUUUGGAUCAUUCUUGCUGCCCUUCUCUCAAGCAUUUCCAAUUCCACUAAAGCUUUUGUGCAUGGGAAAAGAGAAUACAAUCUGCAGAAAAAACACAUUUAAAUAAUCUGUUUCUAAAUGAGAGCAAAUUCUUAAUUUACCGUAGACUACCAUUUUAGCCUUUGCAACUUCCUUUUCUUUGAAAGGGAACAGGUUGUUGCACGUGCCCUGGAACUAGAAAAUAUAUGGGACAUCUAAGUUCCUUGGUCCAGAGUGCAGAAACAUCUGCAAAUACUGGGAACAGCUUGUGUGUGUGGGUCUGUGGGUGUGUGUGUGUAUUAGGGUUUUUUGUGGGUAAGGAUGAGAAAUCAGCAAUACCUUCAAGCAAAGCACUGAUUUUUAAGGAGGUAGCUCAUUUCUGUGCAACUCUGAGUUUGAUGAGAACAUACGUUUCAUUAAACGUUAGACGUAUAUUUUGUUAGUAAGAACGUACAGGUUUCUGUAGGGCUGGAUGGGAUCAGGGUGUGGGGCUGUAUAGGAAAUGAGCAUUAUGGAGCUGCAGUCUGAACAAGAAACCCUCAAAAUACCUUUUUUUUUUUUUUUUUCCUCUCAGAAAUAUGUUUUUUCCCAGAAGGUAAACAUCACUUGACUAAGUCUUCAGCUUGCACUGGUGGAUAAAAGUUCUUAUUUUAUCUGAGUUAACGACUAGUUUUGUAGCCUCUGGCAGUUCAUUCAUCUCUGUGUGUCUUUUAUUCCCUCUGUAAUACUGGAUUAUGACCUUGCUUGGAUGUCGUCAUGACUAGUUGAUAUUUAUAUGAUUCCUUGAAGUUAUAAUCGCUAUGAAUGUCAUUUUCUCUUAACUGAUUUGUAACAUCACAAAUCCUUAUGCAGGUAGUAGUCACUCCCCAGUGUUAUUUUUCAGUCUUUCCAAGAUAGCUGUGCUGGUUAAUAAAUAUCACAAAUUCUUUUAGUUGCACAUUCCUAAGAUACCAAAGUGGCUAAUUCCAGAGUGCAAACAAGUGGUUAUUUAUUUUAAGCUUGGAAGCAGUGUUUGUACAAGUGCACAUGCAUUUUCAGCAUUCUUUUUAAUUUUUAAGAGGAAUUUUGUGCUAUUCAUUAUGAAUACAGAAUCUUUGUUUAACUUAUUGGCAAAAUUCAUACUGACCUCACCGGAUCAGGGUCUGUUUUGUGGCCUUAGUUCUGAAGCGACAGAAACAAACUUUGGAAAGCCAUUUUUCCACUUUCUGUCUCAGUUUCCUGUCUGUAAAUGGGAAUGAUGAAACAAACGUAACUUGCAGCACACUAUAAAGAUAGCUCUUUCCAUUUGUGAAAUAUGCAGUGACAGCUACAGAUGAAAGACAGAGCAGGA